Drosophila ficusphila is the source of this 2363-nucleotide messenger RNA. RefSeq names its product protein claret segregational. The transcript has 3 exons. Lineage: Eukaryota; Metazoa; Arthropoda; Insecta; Diptera; Drosophilidae. The record is from RefSeq and is a predicted model, not a curated record. Gene Ontology annotation, biological process: microtubule-based movement. Gene Ontology annotation, molecular function: ATP binding; microtubule binding; microtubule motor activity. Bases 122 to 2242 code for a protein of 706 amino acids.
CGGCGGGAAUUGGCGGCGUCGCUUGUCUGAAUAUCAACAACGCAAAAUUAAUUGAUAAGCAAUAGACAGCAGUUGUACAAAAAUAAUAUUUUCUCUUAAAUUAAUUGUAAAUCAGUUAGAAAUGGAAUCCCGGUUGCCAAAGCCGUCGGGUAUUAAAAGACCCCAAGUGCCGGUAAAAACCGUACUGCCCACAGAUCGAAUUCGCGCAGGAGUCACUGCAGGAUUGGGAUUAGGAGGAGCUGGUGGAGCCAGCGCCUUCACUGCUAACCAGACCUACUGCGGAAACUUGCUGCCUCCGCUGUCAAGAGAUCUUAACAAUUUGCCGCAAGUCCUAGAGCGCCGAGUAGGAGCACGUGCCGCCUCUCCGGAGCCUAUGAAGAUGGCCAAUCGGGCCAAGCUAAGACGAAGCCGUAGUGCCUGUGACAUCAACGAACUGCGUGGAACCAAACGCACUGCUGCGGUGCCGACAUUGCCUAGUAUUCCCAGCAAAGUAUCCCGCGUUGGCAGCACUCUUACUGCUCCUAGUCAGCGAUUGGGGCGACCCCUGGCCACCGCUUCGUCAACAGCAACCACAACUGCGAAACGACCAGCAGUAACUCGUCCUCCGCCUCGAGCUGCGGCGCCAGCAGCCACAAAAGCCAAGCCAGCAGGGGGCGGAGGAGCUUCUAACGCAGGAGCAGCAUCUGGAGUGCCUGCCAAGCGAAUUGCACCAUACGACUUCAAGGCCCGCUUCCAUGAUCUGCUAGAAAAGCACAAGGUGCUUAAAACCAAAUAUGAAAAGCAGGUAGAGGACAUGGGCGAAUUGGAGUCCAUGCCCAUGCAGUUAGAAGAGGCCCAGAACAAACUUAUUGAGACGGAGACAUCGUUAAAGAACACGCAGACUGACAACGAGUGCCUGCAGAGACAGGUUAAGCAGCAUACUAAGAACAUAGAGACCAUAACCUCGACGCUGGGCAGGACCAAAGAGGAACUCUCCGAGCUGCAGGCAAUCCAUGAGAAAAUAAAAACGGAGCACGCUGCUUUGACCACAGAAGUCGUGCAUCUGCGCCAGCGCACUGAAGAACUUCUGCGCAGCAAUGAGCAACAAGCCGCCGAACUGGAGACUUGCAAGGAGCAGCUUUUCCAGUCAAACAUGGAACGCAAGGAGCUGCACAACACGGUGAUGGAUCUGCGCGGCAACAUCCGUGUCUUUUGUCGAAUACGACCGCCACUGGAGUCCGAGGAGAACCGCAUGUGCUGCACUUGGACUUACCACGACGAGGCCACCGUGGAGCUGCAGAGCAUUGACGGGCAGGCCCAGAAAAAGAUGGGUCAGCAAAUCUUCUCCUUCGACCAGGUUUUCCAUCCGCUUUCCUCUCAGUCGGACAUUUUUGAGAUGGUUUCCCCGCUCAUUCAAUCGGCAUUGGAUGGCUAUAACAUUUGCAUCUUUGCCUACGGACAGACCGGCAGUGGCAAGACCUACACGAUGGACGGAGUAGCGGACAGUGCCGGCGUUAUCCCUCGCACAGUUGAUCUACUCUUCGACUCCAUUCGGGGCUAUCGCAAUUUGGGCUGGGAAUAUGAGAUCAAAGCCACCUUUCUAGAAAUCUACAACGAAGUGCUGUACGAUCUGCUGAGCAAUGAGCAGAAGGACAUGGAAAUUCGAAUGGCCAAGAACAACAAGAAUGAUAUCUAUGUUUCAAAUAUCACAGAAGAAACUGUCCUGGACCCCAAUCAUCUACGCCAGCUAAUGCAUACCGCUAAAAUGAACCGAGCAACCGCCUCCACGGCUGGCAACGAGCGGUCCUCCCGCUCGCAUGCUGUUACCAAACUGGAACUCAUCGGACGUCAUGCCGAAAAGCAAGAAAUCUCGGUGGGAUCCAUAAAUCUGGUGGAUUUGGCAGGCUCUGAGUCUCCGAAGACAAGCACCCGCAUGACCGAGACCAAGAACAUCAAUCGCUCGCUCUCGGAGCUCACCAACGUUAUUCUGGCGCUGCUGCAAAAGCAGGAUCACAUCCCGUAUCGGAAUUCCAAAUUGACACACCUUUUAAUGCCCUCGCUGGGCGGCAACUCGAAGACACUUAUGUUCAUCAAUGUCUCCCCGUUCCAAGAUUGUUUCCAGGAGUCUGUCAAGUCACUGCGCUUCGCCGCCUCCGUAAACUCGUGUAAAAUGACCAAGGCCAAGCGGAAUCGCUAUCUAAACAGCUCAGUGGCCAACAGCAGCACUCUGAGCAACAGCAACAGCAACAGCUUCGAUAAAUAAAUAAUAAACCUUGUUUCCAGUUUUAACAAAUCUCAAAUUUCUUAACCUGUUAUUACUUAAUUUAUGUGUUUACUUUUAGUGCAAAUAAACUAAUAAAGUGCUGGAAUUAUUUGCUAUCUUA